UCACCAUUGACAUUUGCUGCAAUUUUCGUAAUAUUAUACUUUGAAGUCUAAAUUAAUUUGUAUUGGCCCUUGCGUGCAAAAUGCACAUUGAUCACCACGAUGUCAUCGACUACGAGCGUAUGUUUGCUUCGCAAUGCAUUUAAACACAAAAACUUCAAGCUACCAGAACCACAUCAUGUAACUAAACACAAAAACUAUUCGACAACAUGUCCGAUGAAACCGCACUUCAUGGGAGUUGACUGUAAAGUCGCUCUCAUAACUGGUGGAUCCGAAGGGAUGGGUUUUAGUAUAGCUAAUCACCUUCUCAAAGAAGGUGCCAGAGCUGUGGCCAUCACCGGAUUGAACCUGUGUAAUGGAAAAGAAGCAGUUACAUGUUUAAAUAAUGCCUACGGUCGUAAUCGUGCCAUGUUUAUCAAUGCCAACGUCAACUGCAUGGUCCAGUUGGAGGAAUCGUUCAAAGUAACACGGGAAGCAUAUGAUAACAUUGAUAUUGUGGUCAAUUGCGCAGCUGUGUGUUUUGGUACCAAAUGGGAGGAAGAAAUCGUCACCAAUUUAGUUGGUACCAUUAGAACAACUCUACUAGGGUUUAAAUACAUUGGUACCGAAGGCUGUGGUAAAGGAGGUGUUGUCGUCAACAUGUCUGGAACUGGGGGACUCUUGCCAAUGGCGCCAGUUCCCACUUUGAGUUGUUGUUAUCACGGUAUCGUAGGUCUGACGAGAAGCUUCGGGGAUGAUAUACACUACAAAGCGUCUAAGACGAGAGUGCUAUGUUUAUGUCCUGGAAUUACUUCCACAAAUUUUCUAAAGAAACAGAACCCUGCGAUGACUCACGAUCUAGAUAAAGAGUUGGAGAAGUACCUAAAGGAUGAGAAGCGACAGAAUCCAGACGUCGCCGGUCUGGCCGCCAUUCACCUUAUCAAACAUGGCCCCAAUGGGAGCGUGUGGGUGCUUGAGGGCUCCCGAUUAUUCAUGACAGAGAUUCCUCACUGGGAUCAGUAUUCGAAGCUUGAGGCACAAUACAUGUGAUUUAAAUUCAUACAAUGUAAAUAAUCCAGCAACGCGCUUUCAAAUAUAUUUUUGCAAUUUAAACAA
Dalotia coriaria is the source of this 1092-nucleotide messenger RNA. Its product is annotated as 15-hydroxyprostaglandin dehydrogenase [NAD(+)]-like. The coding region runs from base 100 to 1026 and encodes 308 amino acids. The transcript has 2 exons. Gene Ontology annotation, cellular component: cytoplasm. The record is from RefSeq and is a predicted model, not a curated record. Gene Ontology annotation, molecular function: oxidoreductase activity, acting on the CH-OH group of donors, NAD or NADP as acceptor. NCBI's taxonomy places the organism in Eukaryota, Metazoa, Arthropoda, Insecta, Coleoptera, Staphylinidae.